AUGACAGCCAGUCAGACAGCUGGAACCUUUUUCAAAUAUGCUUCCAUUCCAGUCGCAGUGGCAGUCGGCCUGUACGCGAUCCUCCUGGGAUUACUCACAACCUCCACCUUUCAGUCACAUGUUGUUUAUCUUCACGCAAUUCAAAUGACAUGGUUCAAAGACCUCAACGUCCCUGAAACGUUCGGGUUUCUGAGAAACCAGGUCACUUGUUUUUCCAUCAGGACCCCAGACGGCGAGCGAUUACAUGCCUGGCAUGUCCUUCCCAUGGAAUUGUAUCGCAAACACGAGGCCCCUCUUGUCGACGAAGCUGUUGGCCUAGUUUCUGAUAUCAAGUCCCGACUUGGAUUCCAAUUGUUGCGCGAUGACCCAGACGCCCGAUUAGUGCUCCAUAUGCACGGCGCAGGGGGGACCAUCGCCUCGGGGUACCGAGUCCCAAAUUAUCGGGCCCUAUCUGCAGGGCACCCGGGAAAGAUUCACGUGCUCGCAUUCGACUAUCGCGGAUUCGGGAAUAGUACCGGGUCACCAUCGGAAACGGGACUGGUCAUCGACGCGCUUGCAGUGGUCGACUGGGCAAUGAACGUCGCUGGCAUUCCUCCAUCCCGCAUUGUUAUAUUUGGCCAAUCCAUGGGAACUGCUGUCACUGUUGCGAUAUCGAAAUAUCUUGCGACUCAGACCCCACCGAUAGUCCUUGCGGGCGUUGUUCUCGUUGCCCCAUUCGUGGAUGUUGCCACGCUCGUCUCGACUUAUCGAGUGGCGGGAACUAUACCAAUCCUGUCGCCGAUUGCAAGAUUUCCUCCCUUGUUCAAGGCUCUCCAAAAGUUUAUCAAAGAUAAAUGGAUGAGCAAAGAUUCCAUCGCGGAAUAUGUGCGGGCCAACGAAUUGAACGGAGAGAGCUACCGAUUGACAAUAAUCCACGCGGAGGAUGACUAUGACAUCCCAUGGCAUCAUUCCCAGCUGCUUUUCUGGCAUGCGGUCAGUGCUUCAUUGCCAGCUGGUAUCAGCUACGAUGAGCUUGAGCAGAAGAAGCUUGACUCAAGGAGAGAUCUCGGCGCCGCUGGCUCGGUGAUGGAAUGGCAGACGCAGAACGGUGUCAUCCGCGAGGAGAUUCUGAAGACUGGGCUGCAUGACGUUGUUAUGGGAUACCCCAUCAUUUCAAUGGCGGUUAUGCGAUUUUUCGAGGCGGCAGACCCAUCGUUCACAAUUUGA
Messenger RNA from Penicillium olsonii, 1206 nucleotides. The record is from the annotation of a GenBank genome assembly. NCBI's taxonomy places the organism in Eukaryota, Fungi, Ascomycota, Eurotiomycetes, Eurotiales, Aspergillaceae.